AUGAAUGCUCGUCCGCUCACUCCGCUUUCCGAAGACCUUACAGAACUUGACGUGCUUACACCAGGACAUUUCCUUACUGGAACAUCGUUAACAGCACUACCAGAUCCAGACUAUACAAGCACCCCAAUGCAUCGGCUCAAGCACUAUCAGCAACUGCAGCAGCUAAUUCAACAGCUUUGGACUCGAUGGAAGAAGGAAUAUUUGACGGAGCUCAACAGCCAGCAGCAAACUUCAUCACCGGUCGAGAUCUAUGUCGGGCAAUUGGUUUUGGUACGAGAGGACAACAAACCAUCGCUUAAUUGGCCGCUCGCCAGAAUCAUCGCCACUCAUCCUGGAGAAGACGGUUGUACACGAGUAGCGACGGUGAAAACAGCAGCUGGUAUUCACACUCGUCCAACAUCCAGAAUUUGUCCACUUCCGAUCAACCAUAACCUGCAUCCACAACAAGAACAACUCAAAUCUGCAACAGCAGCAUCAUCAAUGGCUAAUAGCGGAGCCAGCUAA
Molecule: messenger RNA, 504 nt
Organism: Topomyia yanbarensis
Lineage: Eukaryota; Metazoa; Arthropoda; Insecta; Diptera; Culicidae
Exons: 1
Coding region: 1-504 (167 amino acids)
Source: RefSeq, a predicted model, not a curated record